This is a messenger RNA of Durotheca rogersii, 715 nucleotides long. RefSeq lists its product as uncharacterized. The coding region runs from base 111 to 605 and encodes 164 amino acids. The transcript has 3 exons. NCBI's taxonomy places the organism in Eukaryota, Fungi, Ascomycota, Sordariomycetes, Xylariales, Xylariaceae. The record is from RefSeq and is a predicted model, not a curated record.
UCCAACUCCACCGACAGUCCAGCUUCCGCUAGUCAGCACCUCAACUCAGCUUCAACUCAAGAACAGUGAACCGUCGUCGGUCUCGACAUUGAUAGCCAGCGUUUUUGAAGAUGAAGGUCCUCGCAGUUUUCUUCAUGGCGGCACUAGCCAGUGUCGUCAACGCCCUCGCGGUCGAAGUCCCCGCGUACGCUACGGCCGUCGCGAGUGACCCGCCACCCAGGCGGCCGCCGCGUCCGACAAAGACCAGCACCAGCUUUAGGACCAGCACCAGCUUCAGCACCAGCACCAGCGUCUUGGGGAGCUCGAGCUCGACCUCGGAGCCGUUCAUCAUCACCAUCACCACUCUACCGGGUCACCCCACCUCGAGUUCGGCGCUUGCUUGCCCGACCGUGACGCUCACGACUCGACCCAGCGCGUGCGAGCCGAUCCGGUGCCCUAUCCCGGGCUGCACGUUCCAGCAAGACCUGAUUGUGCCGUGCGGCUGCGCCGGAGUCAAGACGGCACUGUACGUGGACGGGUGCCAGACCGCCUGCCCCGAGGGGUGCAUAACCAGGCUCAACACCAUCACGGCAAUCUGCGCGAAGCCGACUAAUGCCCUAGGUUGAGGGCAUACACCUAGAACGGGCCAUGCUCGGGUUGGGGGAGGAGGGAUGUCGUCUUGAAGAAGAAGGGGGGGAAAAAAAAGGGUAGGUAAGGCGGCCGAGAGCGGGGGGAG